Glarea lozoyensis ATCC 20868 is the source of this 1038-nucleotide messenger RNA. RefSeq lists its product as uncharacterized. NCBI's taxonomy places the organism in Eukaryota, Fungi, Ascomycota, Leotiomycetes, Helotiales, Helotiaceae. Bases 1 to 1038 code for a protein of 345 amino acids. The transcript has 4 exons. The record is from RefSeq and is a predicted model, not a curated record.
AUGGGGCUUUUCGUAAGGUUCGACACCGAAGGGGAGAUUGUUAUGAAUGGAGAUUUAGUUGUGAGGAAAACGCCUCAGAUCAGUUUCGCAUACUAUGAUCGAGAACAGAAUCAAUAUUCCCGAGCACAGAAUCGCGGAUAUGACUAUAAUGAAGUGAAGGCCCUUCGCCGUUCUCCACUUCAUGAGGAGGCGUCUCACGAAAGCAUUGGUAACAAGGGGAUCGUUUUGGAAGCAAAGAGAGAAAGAGACCAGCAAACUGAGGACGUUAAAUUUAAUGGUAAAGGGACUUCCAAAAACACUGUGGAACGAGUGGGCACAUUUUGCUUGGGCUACUUCCGCAAGACAAUGCAAGAGAUCGACGACGAGUUCCGCAGACAAGAAGCCGCAUGGAAAAUUACCGAAGAGUAUCGCAAGUUCGUAGAUCUCAUCCAGGAUUUGAAAUGUCGAACCAAUUCUAGCAUUCGAAAUGUGGUGGCGAUGGGAUGUGGAAGCCUUCAUAACAAUGUGGUAGAGGAUCCUGCUACUGACACCUGGAUGAGCUCUUGCUCAGCCCGGGACUUAGCGAGAUCCCUCACUAUAGCGGAAAUCCUUGGAGAUGAGGGAAAGCCAUUACCCUGCGUAAUUCAAGACCCGUCUUACUCGGCUUUGGAAACGGAAUACCUCAAGUCGCUGGGUUUAGAAGUCGUGCUAGAUCCCGAUAUCUUCGCGAAGAUAGAAACAGAAUCGCUGGUAUAUUUCAGAGGCACCUACUUAUCUUUGGCAUGGUGGACUAGUGACGGUCUAUGGCCCAGAGCAAUGGUUACCGAAGACUGGAGUAAUAGAGAAAUCGCAGAUUCAAAGCAUUAUCCAUCAAGAGAGUUACCAUUUCCAAUACAUUGGUACAAAGAGGUCACGGAAAUGUUCAAGCAAUAUGACAAGAAACGAAUCCCCAUGGAUAGAUUUCCUGUGAAUGAUUCCGGUCUCUCCGACGUCUACAAUUGUUUCCUGUGGUGGUUGAAGGAGGAGGUUACUGUCAGUGGAGAUUCUCAAGGUGCCUAA